AUGGGCUCUCGGCUGCUGCUCGUACUGAUGCUGCUUCAGGCAGUUUGGAAAGGUGCUCUGGGAAAAUCCCACUCACUGCACACUCGAGGAAUCAUUGAAUUGGCUGGAGCUAUAUCCUGUGGCACGGGACGGUCUCCCUUGGCAUAUAUUGGCUAUGGAUGCUACUGUGGACUGGGAGGACGAGGCUGGCCUAGAGAUAAAACAGACUGGUGCUGCCACAGGCACGACUGCUGCUAUGACAAGGCAGAGAAGGCAGGCUGCAGCCCCAAGGCGCAGCGCUACCAGUGGAAGUGUGAGCACAACACCGUGCAGUGCGAUAACGUGACAGACCGGUGUGAAAAAAUGGUGUGCCUGUGUGAUCAAGAAGCAGCCAAGUGUUGGGGAGCAGCCCCAUACAAUCCACAUUUCCUCUUCUGGCCAGACUUUUUAUGUGGACAGACUCAUCCCACCUGCCAUUUCAAAUAUGGGGGGCCAGAAUAAUAUUUUUAGAACCUUCCUUCUAACCCUUUGAAUUCAAAGGUGCUGGAAUAAAAUUUUUCCUCUUUUUUCCAGAGC
This is a messenger RNA of Acanthisitta chloris (rifleman), 555 nucleotides long. RefSeq names its product group 10 secretory phospholipase A2-like. Gene Ontology annotation, biological process: phospholipid metabolic process; lipid catabolic process; arachidonate secretion. The transcript has 4 exons. Bases 1 to 480 code for a protein of 159 amino acids. Gene Ontology annotation, molecular function: phospholipid binding; calcium ion binding. NCBI's taxonomy places the organism in Eukaryota, Metazoa, Chordata, Aves, Passeriformes, Acanthisittidae. The record is from RefSeq and is a predicted model, not a curated record.